AUGGUUUCAGCCCUCCUCAACCAAACAAACUCGAGUGCAUCAACCUCCUGCACAGUGGACUCCUCAGUGGAUAAACACAUGUAUCCAGCUGCGUAUUCUCUUUUUUUCGUUGUGGGCUUUCCGGCGAACUGCCUGUCUCUGUAUGUAGCCUGGAUGCUGAUGAGAAAAGGGAACAACAUGGCAGUCUACCUUGUCAACCUGUCCAUCUCAGACCUGCUCUACACAGUCUCUCUUCCUAUGUGGAUUGAACUGGCCCUGCAGAGUCCUGUAGGUGGUGAUCUCUGCAGCUUAGGGGCUGUGAUCAUGUACAACAGCUUUUACGUCGGCUCUGGCCUCCUUUGCUGCAUCUCCGUUGAUCGCUAUCUAGCAGUGGUCUAUCCUCUCCACUUUCACCGGGUCAGAGAGGUGCGGACAGCAGCAGCUGUGAGUAUUGCUGUAUGGGCUUUGGAGAUUGUUGUGCACAUUGUCUUACUUGACCACACAGGGGCGCUGCAAGCGUUCUCCUCAAAUUACUUGUGUGAGGAGCGAGUACCCAUGGCACAAGAGGAUGCCAACCUCGCUCUUAUACGGGUCAGCCUGGGUUUCUUGGUCCCUGUCUUCAUCAUGGCUUUUUGCUUUCAUCAGAUCAUGCGAUCACUCCAACAGAACACCUCCAUCCUGACAGGGGAGCGCAGGAAAGUGGGACUGCUGUUGUUUUCCCUGCUUCUAACCUACAUAGUGGCUUUUGUGCCCUACCAGACUGUCAUGCUGCUCAGGGCCAUAUUGGAGCCCGGAGCCUGCAUCUGGGCCACGAGGCUCAGGGAUCCAUAUCUGGUCACAGUUGCCACCACGACCAUAAACAGCGUACUGGAUCCUAUAAUAUACUGUUUAAUCAAUGAGAGUGCCCAGAAAGAGAUUAGGAAAGCUCUAGAGAAAGGCAGGGGAGUUUUUAUGUGGAGGAAAUCAUUGGAGCGCUCCUAUGGAGUUCAGUCAGCUUCCUAA
Messenger RNA from Xiphias gladius (swordfish), 981 nucleotides. Its product is annotated as G-protein coupled receptor 4-like. Gene Ontology annotation, cellular component: membrane. Gene Ontology annotation, biological process: G protein-coupled receptor signaling pathway. The record is from RefSeq and is a predicted model, not a curated record. Gene Ontology annotation, molecular function: G protein-coupled receptor activity. NCBI's taxonomy places the organism in Eukaryota, Metazoa, Chordata, Actinopteri, Istiophoriformes, Xiphiidae. The transcript has a single exon. Bases 1 to 981 code for a protein of 326 amino acids.